GAAGAAAGUUUGCCGCAAUGUUGAGAUCGGUCACCGCGAUGCAAACAAAAAGUGGCACGAAGCGGAGGCCGCUUUGUCGACUGCCCUGCGAUCCAAGCAGGAAACGGAGGCAGAGGACGCUGAGAUGACUGCGUAUGUGCAAAAUGUGGAGAAGGGCAUUGGCAUAGAUGCUUCUGCACUUCUGUCCCCCACUGCCAGCAUGUCUUGCUUGGAUUCGCAGGAGCGAUCUGGCCACAUCCCAGUGAAGGGGUCAGCGGCAUUCUUGGAACGAGCCCGGCUCAUGCGAUUCCGGGCCAGUGAAGCUGGCAAGAAAUUGAAAGAUCACGCGAAGCGACGAUUGCGAAUCAAAAUCACCGACAUCUUCAAAGAGGUGAAGAGGAGACAAUCCUUAAGGUACCAUCAGGACAAAGUCCGGAAGUUUCGUGAGAAGUUACACGAACUGGGCCGUGGUCCAAACGCCUCGACUGGUGAUGCCGACGAUUUCUCUCUUGGACUUGGCGUUAUCUCCGAUAGCUUUGAAGAUGAUGCAACCCCACGGCGCAGAUGCAUCCUGGAAUCCCUCUCACUGGAGGAGCUGGAGAUGUUGCGAGCCGACCCGCGAUGGUACAUUGAGGCUUCUCUUCAGCCGGAUGGUCAGGAUGAGAAUUUCCACGGCAACAGGGAGAGGCUCAUCGACUUCUUUACGCCUGCCCGAAAGGAUCGUCACGUGUCCAUCGAAUGCUAUUCCCAGCGCCUCUGGGCUCGACUUGCAGCUGCUUCUGAAGCCAUGCAGGACAGCCAGGACAGUGCGCAGACGGAUGUGCGCAUCCGGUCGCUGUUUGGUCGUGGUUCAGGCAUGGGUUCGCGAGUUGCAUCACAAGGACUGAGCACGCAACCGAGCGCGAUGCAGUCCAUUUCUGACAGGGGACCCGAUUCGCAGAUGUUUUCAUCACUUUCAGCUGGCUCCCUGCCCAGACGAGAACCCAUCAGAGCUGACCAAGUUUCUCCAACCAUGGAGAAGGUCUGGGACAAGUAUCGUCGAAAGGAAGCACGGGACGCCCAGAUGCUUGAAGAUCGGCGGCUUGCAGCUGAAGAGCGCAUGGCCAGAAAUGCUUUCAAGGUGAGCCAACAGCUCCGGGAAUACGAAUCAUCACAGUCCAAGUACAAGGAGCUGCACAAGCUUCGCAUGUCUGAUGCAUUGGAGCGCAAGGCUGCGAGGGAUGCAGAGGUUCAGGAGAGGUUGGCAGUCAUGGACGAGUUCAAGCUGCGCAAGAUCAGGCACGCUCUGGACGUGGCGGAUGAGCAGCUGGAGCGCAAGAGGGACAAAGUCUCUGAAGGGUUGGAGGUUUGGCAGACAGCGGUUCGGCGCGCGCGGCGCCACCAGCACAUGCAGGAGCGCAAGGCCCUGGCACAGCUGCAAGCAAGUCAGGAAGCCUAUGCUGCCAGGCUUGCCAAGGUUGGUGAGACCCGGGGCGAGAAGACGGAGUCCCAAGCUCAGAAGAAUGAUAAGCUCAAAGCAAGGAUCCAAGUUUCGCUGAUGCAGCAGCUGGAAGAGCAGAGAAAGUUGGACUGUGACCGAAUUUUGAUUGCUUCGGAGCAGAAGGUGGAAGCAGCCAGAUACCGGCGAUAUCACCAUGCAAACAAAUACAACUUCCUCGAGCGCGCGUUCGGGGAGCAGGUGAAGUUUGACCACAAGUACUCGUACACACCUUCUCGGAAGGGCCGGCAGCAGAUGUCGCAGAGUACUGAUGGCCUUUGA
Symbiodinium pilosum is the source of this 1738-nucleotide messenger RNA. NCBI's taxonomy places the organism in Eukaryota, Dinophyceae, Suessiales, Symbiodiniaceae. The record is from the annotation of a GenBank genome assembly.